Messenger RNA from Impatiens glandulifera, 3821 nucleotides. RefSeq names its product protein transport protein SEC31 homolog B-like. The record is from RefSeq and is a predicted model, not a curated record. Lineage: Eukaryota; Viridiplantae; Streptophyta; Magnoliopsida; Ericales; Balsaminaceae. Gene Ontology annotation, molecular function: protein binding; structural molecule activity. The transcript has 22 exons. Gene Ontology annotation, cellular component: endoplasmic reticulum exit site; COPII vesicle coat. The coding region runs from base 241 to 3588 and encodes 1115 amino acids. Gene Ontology annotation, biological process: COPII-coated vesicle cargo loading; endoplasmic reticulum to Golgi vesicle-mediated transport; intracellular protein transport.
CCAAAACAAAAUUGAAGUGAAGUUUAGAGAGAGAGUGUGUGAAAUGCUUAGAAACAGACACCAUUUUUCUCGAUCUGUCCUCUGAUCGAACUUCUUCAAUUCUCAGUGUGAGCUUGCUGUUCAACUAUUACGAAUCCAUAUCUUUUUCACAAUCAAGAUCCCCAAUUUCAAUCCAUUUGCGUCUGCUUCGAUAUAGAUAAAGAGAAGAUCGUCUGUCAUCGCGGGUGCUAAUCUCCGGCCAUGGCUUGCGUAAAGACGGUUAACCGAUCGGCAUCCGUGGCGUUCGCGCCAGAAGCACCGUACCUGGCGGCGGGGACGAUGGCCGGAGCGGUGGAUCUUUCUUUCAGUUCAUCGGCAAAUCUAGAGAUAUUCAAGCUUGAUUUCCAGUCUGACGAUCAGGAGCUGCCUUUGGUUGGAGAGACCACGACUUCCGAGCGUUUCAAUCGGUUGUCAUGGGGGAAGAAUUCAGCUGGUUCGGAGGAAUUCUCUCUCGGUUUAAUUGCUGGUGGAUUGGUGGAUGGCAGCAUUGGUCUAUGGAACCCGCUGAAUCUGAUCCGUUCUGAGGCAAGUGAAGAUGCUCUUGUAUCACAACUCUCAAGGCAUAAAGGGCCUGUCCGUGGCUUGGAGUUUAAUGGCCUUUCCCCAAAUCAUCUUGCUUCUGGGGCCGAUGAAGGGGAAAUUUGUAUUUGGGAUAUAACAAAACCUAGAGAGCCUACUCAUUUCCCACCUCUGAAGGGUAGUGGAUCUGCUACCCAGGGUGAAAUUUCUUUUUUAUCUUGGAACAGCAAGGUUCAACAUAUAUUAGCAUCCACUUCAUACAAUGGAACAGUUGUUGUUUGGGACUUAAAGAAACAGAAGCCAGUAAUCAGUUUUUCAGAUUCGACUAAGCGGCGAUGUUCUGUCCUGCAAUGGCAUCCUGAUAUGGCCACUCAGCUAAUUGUAGCAUCUGAUGACGACAGCUCACCUACUCUCAGACUAUGGGAUAUGCGGAAUAUAAUGACGCCUGUUAGAGAGUUUGUUGGACACACUAUGGGCGUGAUUGCGAUGUCAUGGUGUCCGAAUGAUAGUUCUUAUCUGCUGACCUGUGCCAAAGAUAAUCGUACUAUUUGCUGGGAUGUUGUUUCUGGAGAGAUUGUCUCUGAACUUCCAGCUGGAACUAACUGGAACUUUGAUGUACACUGGUACCCAAAGAUACCUGGGGUCAUUUCAGCAUCCUCAUUUGAUGGAAAAAUUGGCAUUUACAAUAUGGAGGCUUGUAGCCGUUAUGGCAUUGGAGAGGACAAUGUUGGUGCAGCACAACUAAGAGCACCAAAAUGGUAUAAGCGUAAAGCAGGAGUGUCCUUUGGGUUUGGGGGAAAACUUGUUUCAUUUUGCUCAAAAGAUGGUACAUCAGGUGGUUCAGAGGUUCAUAUCCAAAGCUUGGUCACAGAACAGACUUUGGCAAGCCGUUCAUCUGAAUUCCAAGCGGCAGUACAAAACUGGGAUAGAUCUUCAUUAAAGCUAAUAUGUGAUGGAAAAUCUCAAGAAACUGAGUCGGAGGAUGAGAAAGAAACAUGGUGUUUCCUGAGGAUUUUGUCUGAAGGAGGGACAGCAAGGACAAAACUACUUAACCAUCUUGGUUUUAGUUUACCUGUUGAGGAAACAGAUAAUCUGCAAAACAAUGUUUCUGAGGAAUUAAAUGCUCUUGGAAUUGAAGAAAAGGUAUCAGAGUUAGUGAGUUAUGCGGCAGAUCAUGGCACAAGUGCCUUCCCAACUGACAAUGGAGAUGAUUUCUUUAACAAUCUUCCAAGUCCUAAAGCUGACACACCUGUCUCAGCUUCUGGGAAUAAUUUUAAUGCGGCAGUUACUAGUGUUGAGACAGCACAGACAGAAGUGGUGGAUGAAGAAUGGGAGGAGAACCCUGACCCGUCAUUUGAUGAGUCCAUUCAGCAUGCAUUGGUUGUUGGAGACUAUAAGGGUGCAGUUGCUAAAUGCAUAUCUGCAAAUAAACUAGCUGAUGCUUUAGUUAUUAGUCAUCUUGGUGGAGCUUCCUUGUGGGAGAACACACGUGAUCAAUACCUUAAGAUGAGUCGGUCUCCUUAUUUAAAGAUUCUUUCUGCAAUGGUGAACAAUGAUCUGUCCAACCUGGUCAAGAGUAGGCCCCUCAAAUCCUGGAAAGAGACCCUUGCUCUAAUUUGCUCUUUUGCCCAACAAGAGGAGUGGACUUUGCUAUGUGAUGCACUUGCUGCGAGGCUUAUGGCUGCAGGCAAUACACUGGCUGCCAAUCUUUGCUACAUAUGCGCUGGCAAUAUUGAUAAAACCAUAGAAUUAUGGUCUUGGAGUCUUACCAAAGGUCUUGAAGGAAAAUCCUAUGUUGAUCUUCUUCAGGAUUUAAUGGAAAAGACAACUGUACUUGUUCUUGCUUCUGAGCCUAAGCAAUGUAGUGGUUCUUUAUGCAAGUUAGUUGAGAACUAUGCUGAGAUAUUAGCCAGUCAAGGGCUUUUAUCUACUGCUAUGGGAUACUUAAAAUUGUUUGGAUUGGACGAACUAUCUCCUGAACUAAGGGUCUUGCAAGAUCGCAUUGCUGUGUCUAUAGAAAAUGAGAAAGAAAUACCAAAAUCUAUUCCAUCUGACUAUUCUUCAUCACAGACUGGAACAGAAUAUGGAAGUCAGCCCAGUUUUGGUAUGCCCAACACUUCUCCUUAUUAUCAGGAACCAGUAGCAUCACAUCUGCCAAGUGUUCAAGACAGUUCUUAUGCGAAUAACUAUCAACAGAUGUCUGGUACUUCUUAUGGUAGAGGAUAUGAUAUGCCUGUUCCAUAUCAGCCUGCAAACCCAUCACCAAUGUUCCCAUCACAGCAGGUCUCCUCUCAGUAUGCUCCACCUCCUAUCCACAAUCAGCCCGCUGUCACAACUUUCAAUCCUGCAAACCCUAUGAUGUUGAGAAAUCCGGAGCAGUAUCAGCAGCUAAAUACACUGGGUUCUCAGUUAUAUCCUGGGACUGGAGUUCCUAACUAUCCAUCUGGCGAGGGUUUUUCUGCUCCGGUUACAUCUCAACCGGGUUCUAUUCAAGGUCAUAAAAUGCCUCAGGUUUUUACUCCCGCUCCUGCUCCCACAUCCCGAGGAGGAUUCAUGCCUGUUGCAAAUUCUGGAGUUCAAAGACCUGUAAUGGGUCAAUCACAGCCAUCCAGCCCCACUCAGUCCACACAAGCACCACCUGCUGUAACUCCUGCUGCUCCUCCACCCACAAUACAGACAGCUGAUACUUCAAAAGUUCCUGCGCAACAAAGGCCUGUUAUUACAACUUUGACCAGACUUUUCAACGAGACAUCAGAGGCACUAGGAGGCUCACGUGCGGUUCCAGCUAAAAAGCGUGAGAUAGAAGACAACUCAAGGAAAAUAGGGGCCUUGUAUGCAAAACUCAACGCUGGGGAUAUAUCUAGAAACGCGGCUGAAAAACUUGUCCAAAUCUGCCAAGCUUUGGAUAAUGGAGAUUUCAAUACUGCUCUCCAAAUCUUGGUCCAACUUACCACAAGCGAUUGGGAUGAAUGCAACUUCUGGUUGACUGCUCUAAAACGCAUGAUCAAGACCAGGCAAAACGUCAGAUGAAUCUCCUCUCUAGCAUCAUAAAAAAGGUUUGGGUAGAUAUGAUCAGAAUCUGUUCGAUUUCUUCCAUCAAAGUAUUUGUUCAGAUAGGAACCUGCUAUUUUAGUCAAAUAUUUGACUUCCUUUCCUUGCAAGAUUUAUGAUGAUAUUCCCAUAUAUAAUACAGUUGGUGGAUGAUAAUAGGACAACAUUGACUUUUAUUUAUUUUUUGCUUGAUAAAAUUUUCAUUUAUACUA